Leptopilina boulardi is the source of this 4958-nucleotide messenger RNA. It is a transcript of the gene LUBEL, whose product is annotated as E3 ubiquitin-protein ligase lubel. The record is from RefSeq and is a predicted model, not a curated record. Gene Ontology annotation, cellular component: LUBAC complex. Gene Ontology annotation, molecular function: K63-linked polyubiquitin modification-dependent protein binding; ubiquitin protein ligase activity; linear polyubiquitin binding. Lineage: Eukaryota; Metazoa; Arthropoda; Insecta; Hymenoptera; Figitidae. The transcript is spliced from 20 exons. The coding region runs from base 96 to 4850 and encodes 1584 amino acids. Gene Ontology annotation, biological process: protein linear polyubiquitination.
AGGAGUCCAACCCAAGUCACGAAAAUAGAUAUCAAGACUAUACCACGAGUCUGCAAGCUUUCUAGAACCCAUCAGUAUCUUGGAGACCAAGAGUUAUGAAUAAUUUCAGUACAGAUAAAUGGCGACCUAUGGUCAUUUCAAAUCCAUCAUCACGAUUACGAGUAGCUCGUUCCAUGCCACAUUGGGUGCUGGCACAACAGCAAAAGGAUGAAGAAAAAUCAAUGAAAGAACCACCUCCAAUUCCUAAAAUUCCUCCACCAUCAUUAACAGGAGAUUGUGGUGAUCCCGAUUAUGAAGUCAUUGAAUUUCCACCACGACCACCAAAUAAUAAAAUUCCAUCUAAAAAUACAUUAUCCAAUACCAAUACACAAAAAAAUAAUAAUAAUAAUAAUAAUAAUAUUUCAAAAAAUAUUAUCUUUGGAAAAUGUGCCCUAUGUGGCACUGAGAAAGUAACAAUAAGAUGUGACUUUUGUAGAGAAAAUUAUUGUGACGUAUGCGAUGAGAUGAAUCACAAACAUCCUAAACGAAAAAAUCACAAUAGACGAAAACUUGAAAUUGAUGCUGGGGGUCGAGUAAAACCACCACUUCCGCCAAAGGGAGAAAAUUCAAUGAAUCCACCACCUGUUCCACCACCACGACGAAAUCGUAGAAACACACAGGUAAAAGCAAUAAUAAAUCAAGGGGUUGCAAAUUUUCCCCUAUCGAUCGAUAAAGCAGCAAGUUUAAAAAGAAAUUCGAUCAAUGCAACAAGACCACUGCCAUCGAUUCCAGAUAAUCGUUCAAAAAGUCCUCUUUUGACGCAAACAACAACAACAUCAGUUGGAACAGAUAAAAUGUCAACACUUCAGGAAAGAUAUAGGAGAUAUCAGGAAGCAAUGAGAGCCCAGGAUACAAAUAGAAGAAGACCACCACAUUCAGAUUCAUCAAGGGAAACAAUGAGUCCUAAACCAAUGAGCAGUCCAAGGCAUAGUUUAACAUCCUCUCCAUCAUUGCCUGUUAGAAAUAUUAUGCAAUCAGCUAGUGUUUGUGAUUUAUCAGCUCCAAAUAUGUGGAACUCCGAAAUGCAACAAGCACAAUCAUUAGCACAAUUAGCAUCGCCAAUGAUUUGGUAUCCAAAUCCUUGGGAGCCAACAUUGAGUGGAUCAACAAUGAGUCUUAAUCAUUUACCAAUGUGGGGUUAUCCAAUGGGUUAUCCUCAACCUCAAAUGCUACUUCAUAAUCCAGCAACUUUAUCACGAUCGCACAGUCCUGCUCGCAGUAUUAAAUCAAGCAGAAGAUCUAGACAAGCAUCACCAUCGCAAAGUAUAAAAUCGAGAAAAUCAACAGCCUAUAGAUCGAGAAGAAGAAUAUCUCCCAAUUCCGAUGCGAGUUCAGAAAAUUCCGAUGAUUCUGAAUUUGAUGAUAGACUUUCGCGUGGUUCACGAAGAAAAAUUCAUGAUAUUUCUAGAAAUAAAUUAAAAACCAACAAUGAAGACAGAAAUAAAUCUCUACUUUCAAGACAUCGAAGAGAUGGUUGGAGAUCUGAGGAUCGAAUAAAUAGCGCCGAUGAUGGAUGGUCGGAAAAAUUAUCAAAACAAAAUUGGUCAUCAUCGAGAAAUUUAAAAGAUUCAACUAGAUCAUCUAAAAAAUACCAACACGAAGAUUCACCAAGAUUUAGAACAUCAUCAUCGUUACAGGAAGAUGAAUCAUCAUCGAAUAAUCAAAGAGAUCACAGAAGACGUCAUCGUGAAUUAAGUACAGACGAUGAUAGAAUUAAUAGAAGAAGAAGACCAUCAAAAAUUACAAGUUCAUCAGAAGACUAUACGGAUCGUAAUGAACGAUUGUCAGAACAAAAAGAAAGACAACACAAAUUACAAGAGCUUGAAAAUCGUCUUCAUCAAGAAAAAUUAAAAAUAAAUCCUCAUAAAAGAUCAUCAUCUCUUGAUCGGGAGAUUAAAAAAGAAUUUGUUAAAACUCAAAGUCAUUUGAAACAAGAACAAAUAAAUUCUAAUUUUCAAACAUCAAACAAUAAACCACUAACAGACAAACAAAUUGCUCAAGAAAAUAAUAAUAAAAUUCAAAUAUUAACAAAUCAAGAAAUAAAGAAAGAAACAAAAACAGAAAAAACAAUUGAAAUUGUUCAAGAAAUAAACAAAAAAAUAAAUACAAAAUCAGAAAAAUGGGCUUGCGAACAUUGUACCUUCAUCAAUGAAGCUAAGGAACGUGUUUGUAUUGUUUGUUGUAAAACACGAAGCAGUGCACUUCCACCUCCUUCUUGUUCUCCAAUUCCAGAAACAACAAAUGAUUCAUCAAUUAUUUUACCAACAAAUGAAAAAACUAUCAAUUCAUCAAAAAUUAUAGAAGAAAAAUUGAAUAAUCUAAAAUUAUCACCAGUUGAAGAGAACAUCAGUGAUGUCAGUACAACUAAGAAAAAAGGUCUAGAAAUUGAAACUGAGAAUACAGACUGCAAUGCAACAGAAAUAAAUUCAUCAGCAAACAAUGAAAUUACAAAAGAAAUAUCACCAAAUGUAUCGCUAAACAAAUCAAAUAUUGAUUCUAAUAAUGAACCAAUGACAAUUAAUUCCAAACUAGCCAUUGAUAGGACAACAAAAGAUAAUGAAGCAAAUCAAAAGGAUGAUAAUUUGGAAAAAUUUACUCAACCUGAAGAAACUGAGUUAGAAAGCAAAAAUACCGAAUCAUUAACAGAUGAAGGGAAAACUGUUUCAACUGGAACAUCACCACCACCACAAGAUAUGUCUACUCAGACUUAUGAGGAAACAAUUUUUAAAGACAACAAGAGCCCAUUAAAAUCCAGUUUUUCCAACAAUUCUGUACAAUGUGAUGACAAUGACUCUGAGGACAGCAGAUUUAUCAACAACCCUGACCCUUAUGUUCACCACCACAAAAAUAAUAAUUAUCAAUCUUUAUUAUACGGAAGAGAUCGAAUUACAUCAAUAGGCAAUUCUCCUCAUCUACAAUAUUACUAUAUGGAACCAAAUCAAUCAAUAUUUAGUGAUUCAGGUGGUAAUUCAGUUCAAGGUAUGUCAACAUUAACUCGUCAGGGUUUAGAAAUUGUUCAAUUAUUACGUGAGGCCGAAAAACGUGGCUUUUCAACUGAUGAUGUUCAAGUUGCAUUAGCGCAAGAUGAACAAAAUCCAAUUGAAUGGUUAACAACACAAUGGCCACAUUUAGUGGAGACAGUACAAAUUUUGGCAUCAUCACAAGGUCAAGAGCAAACGGAAAAUUGCGUUAGAAAUGUUUCAACAACAGAAGCUAAAAUUGCAUUAAGAUUAUCCAAAGGUGAAUUAUGGAAUGCCGUUGGUCAUGCUAUUCAACUACGUCAACAUAAAUGCCAUAGUAUUAUGUCCAAGGGCUCUUUUACCUUAAUGGAUGUAGUCAAUGCACUUAAUAAGAAUGGAGGAAUUGAGGAAGUUGCACUUCUUGAAUUACAAAAGUCUCAGCUAAAACCUUUUCUAAUGAGAAUUUGGGGUCCAUCCACUGGUGUGGAGAAUGAUGAGAUUGCAACUCAUCAUGAAGGAAAAAUUUGUUCAUCAAGUGAUUCAGAAGGAAGUACUAAACAGAUUGAGGAUGAAUUGGACUCAGAAGAUAAGAAGCAGAGAGUUGCACGUCAAUUAUUAGCAGAGGGUCGAGUUGCAAAUUAUAAUGAAGCCGAAAUAGCAGCAACAUUAAUGGCACUUAAAUUUAGUGAUUUAGAGGCAUUACUUGCAGCAAAAGAAUGUUCCAGUGUUGAAUCAGCAUUAGCAUUUUUACAACAAGAAUGUGAAUUAUGCACAAAUCGUUUAUCAAUGAAUGAGAUGAUAUCAAUGCUUAAAUGUACUCAUCGUUGUUGUACUGAUUGUGCAAAAAAUUAUUUCACCAUUCAAAUAAGCGAUCGAAGUAUAACAGAUGCUGUAUGUCCAUAUUGUAAACAACCUGAUUUAAUUAAUGCAACUGAGGAUGAAAUUUUAGAAUAUUUCAGUAUUUUGGAUAUACAAUUAAAAUCAUUUUUGGAUCCACCAAUUCAUGAAUUAUUUCAAAGAAAACUUAGAGACAGAACUUUAAUGCAAGAUCCAAAUUUUAAGUGGUGCGUUCAGUGUUCAAGUGGAUUUUACGCAGAUCCAAAUCAAAAACGUUUAACAUGUCCUGAUUGUCGAUCGAUUACGUGCGCUAUUUGCCGAAGACCGUGGGAAAAACAACACGAGGGAAUUAAUUGUAAUCAAUUUGCUGAAUGGAAAGAUAAAAAUGAUCCCGACAAUCAGGAAGCGGGUCUUGCAAAACAUUUAGCAGACAAUGGAAUUGAUUGUCCAAAUUGUAAAUUUAAAUAUUCUUUAUCAAGAGGAGGAUGUAUGCAUUUUACAUGUAAUCAAUGUAAAUAUGAAUUUUGUUGCGGCUGUGGAAAAACAUUUGUAAUGGGAGCAAAAUGUGAUGUCAGUGUAUAUUGUGCAAAAUUAGGUCUUCAUGCACAUCAUCCGCGAAAUUGUUUAUUUUAUCUUCGCGACAAAGAACCUGAACAAUUGCAACAAUUGUUAAAGGAAAGUGGUAUUGAAUUUAAUAUCAAUGGACCAAUAGGCGAACGUAAAUGUAAAGUACAACUUCAAAAGGAAACGCCUACAGAAUUAGUUGACACUACUUGUAAUUCUGAUGUCAUAGAAGGUCAUGCUGGCUUAUGCAGGACUCAUUACAUCGAAUAUUUAGUUCAUCAAAUUCGUUUAUCGCAAGUGGAACCAUUAAAAUUAUUAAAUAUUGACGAUCUUGAGACAUGUAUAUUGCGCGCUGGUAAAAAACUUCCGGCAAAUUGGUAUGGACGCAAUCAAGCUGACUAUGAAAGGGAUUUAUUGGAGACUGUGAAACAAGAAAUACCUUUGGAGUAGUAAUUUGUCAAUUAAAGUAUUAUUAAUGGAAUAUUUCAUCUUAUGAUAAAUGCGACAAAUAUUAAAUAUAGGCAUUUAUUAUUUUCAAUUGAUUUGAUACAAUCAAUU